This is a messenger RNA of Chenopodium quinoa (quinoa), 919 nucleotides long. RefSeq lists its product as uncharacterized. The transcript is spliced from 5 exons. The record is from RefSeq and is a predicted model, not a curated record. Lineage: Eukaryota; Viridiplantae; Streptophyta; Magnoliopsida; Caryophyllales; Amaranthaceae. Bases 118 to 843 code for a protein of 241 amino acids.
UGUAUAUUGUCUUAAACUGAAUUUAUCUAUCUUUUGAAAGUGUAGUAUAAAUUCGAUCCAAAUUCUUAAUUUUUUCAAACAUACAAUUCCUAAUAUAAAGUUAUUUGUGAUAAAAACAUGUCCAUGAGUAUGAGCUCGUUGUUCAUUGUAACAAAACCAUCGAUUUGCAUUAAUCAUGUUAUUAGUGCAAAUUUAAACAGGCAAUCAUUUUUGGCUUCAAGGACAAAAUUUCAUCAUAAUCUUAGCUCCUCAAGUAAAGGUAAAAGGAUGCCUAUGUUGACUGUUAGAAGCAAUAUUGAUCCACCACCCAAUGGUUUGAGUCCCUCUCUUGGUGGUUUUGUUAAGAAAGUUAAAAGCCAAAUAACAGACGUUAUUAAAGCAUUUUUGCAAUCACUAUUGAGGUUCUUAUGGAACAAGUGGGGGCCAAUGCUCAUAAACAUAUUGAUGAAAAUUAAAAGAGAUCAAGAGUUACAGAUGGUAGAAAAUGUGGAGGGGGGAUUUGAAAAGAUAACAGACGGGGCGGAACACAUGGCCGAAGACAUUGUCACGGGAAAGGAAUUGAAAAAGGCGGUAGGCGGGGUGGAACACAUGGCUGAAGAUAUUGUCGUCGAGGCGGAGGGAUUGGAAAAGAUGGCUGAUGGGGUGGAACACAAGGCUGAGGAUGUUGUCAAGAAUUUUCCAGGAAAAUCACUUAAAGGGGCUGCUAAUUUCAUUGAAAAUGCAACGGAGAAGAUUAAAGAUAUAGAAGAUGAAGCAAGCAAAAAAAUUGAAGAAAACAAAAAUAAUGCAAAGUGUUGGGAAACAUUUUUUUCUUGCCCUAUAUCUCGUUUUUUCAAAUUUUAAAGAGUACAUUUAUAGAUUUUAACUAAUAAAUAUAUACCCUUUUCUUCAAAAAUAAAUAAAUAAAUAAGUAAAUAUA